UUUUGUGAAAAUGGAUGUCGAGCGAGAGGCGGAGAAAAGACCGCUCUCCACCUUGUCUGCGUUUAGUUACAUCCCUCCCAAACGAACGGAACCAAAAGAAAUGUCUUAUUUUAACCGAGAAUCUCAGGAUAAGCAGGCACCAGAGAUCACCAUGUUUGACAGGGUGCACAACCAGGCGGAGGGAUUUGACUUGAAGCUACAUCGGGAUGACAGGAGGCACUGGAAGGGAAGAGGGCUAGACAUAUACAAUGAGGAGAAGUCCCGAGUGGUCCCUGUGCGUGCCUCAUCAGAGUACGGCCAUCGUCUGGUCCCAGUACAUGGCAGUCGACCGCAGCACGCAUGUGUGGCUCGCAUGAACGCAGAGUUUUUCAUGAAGAAUGGAAUCAUCUGGAAUGUGGCAGAAGGCUAUGGAUCUGUGACUCCUUUUUAA
This is a messenger RNA of Boleophthalmus pectinirostris (great blue-spotted mudskipper), 430 nucleotides long. It is a transcript of the gene cfap90, whose product is annotated as cilia and flagella associated protein 90. The transcript is spliced from 3 exons. Bases 11 to 430 code for a protein of 139 amino acids. NCBI's taxonomy places the organism in Eukaryota, Metazoa, Chordata, Actinopteri, Gobiiformes, Gobiidae. The record is from RefSeq and is a predicted model, not a curated record.